Molecule: messenger RNA, 861 nt
Organism: Tripterygium wilfordii
Lineage: Eukaryota; Viridiplantae; Streptophyta; Magnoliopsida; Celastrales; Celastraceae
Product: vegetative cell wall protein gp1-like
Exons: 2
Coding region: 252-731 (159 amino acids)
Source: RefSeq, a predicted model, not a curated record
AAAAUUUGCAAAUUUCGUGAGUCUUUGGUAAUAGUAAUACACACAAAAAGCAAACUCUUUGAAUGGCCUUCACGUGGCUUCACUUAACUCUGCCCAGUCCCACUAAUUCCCUCAAGAAACCAUGAGAAAGAAACUCAAAACCAAACCAAAACACAAACCCAGCUGUACAAUCACAGAAGCAAGAAAAUAUCAGAUUUGCCAUUUAGAGAGUCAGUACUGCAGCUGUUCUUCUGCGUCGAGACGACAGAAAAAUGUGUUAUGUAGGGAAAGCAACAAAGAUAUUCAUCUUCAUAGUCACAGUCGUGGUGGUUCUAGGACUUGUCUUGGGAUUCGGGCUCCUGCGCCACGGCCUUCACAAUAAGUCCCACAAAUGCUCUGGUGAUUACUGCAACUCUCCUCCUCUCAUCCUCCCUAAUCCAAGCCCCGACAAUCCCAGCCCUAACCCACCCAGUUCGGCCCAGCUCAGUCCUCCUAACCCGAACCCUACUCCGGACCCUGUGUCCAACCAACCAAGCCCACCUAGCCCGACCCAAUUUAGUCCGCCAAGCUCCAGCCUGAGUCCACCUCCACCUGAUACUAACCCAGCUCCGCCUCCUCCAAAUUCUGCUUCGUUGCCGCCUCCUCCACCUCCGGAUGGUGGGACUGCUCUUACCGGGGCGGCGGCUCCGUACAGUCCACCGGGUCCUGUGGUCGUGUCUCCAGGUCCCGUGCAUGCGUCGCCCAUUACUUAAAGUAAUUCGGGAUCAUUGGUAGCUGGAAUUGUAUUAAUGUUCUCGAUUUAACAUUUAUGUCAAUUCAGUUGACAACGUUACCAAAUCCCGAGCUGGGUUUGUCUACGCUGAACCGACUAGCGAGUGAUUU